This is a messenger RNA of Porites evermanni, 1784 nucleotides long. Lineage: Eukaryota; Metazoa; Cnidaria; Anthozoa; Scleractinia; Poritidae. The record is from the annotation of a GenBank genome assembly.
AGAUCACAAAGUGCAGCCAAGAGAGUUGCAGACAUGUUCAGAGAUAGAAUAGUCAGAAAACUAUACUGGGCCACUACAGUUGGAGUACCAUCAUUUGAAGAAGGAGAAAUCAACAUUCCUGUUGGGGAAGCUAAACUUUUUAGUGGACAUCGUAUUGUUACAAGGCGGGAUCUGGUUGGAAAAUCUGCUGAAGUAAGUGAAACAUUAACCCAUUCACCUCUGGAAAUUUUGCUGAAUGAUGGCAUUUGAACCUAAAUAUCUUGACUGGUUACUAUCUGGCCAAAACAAAGCAAAACUGCUCAAGUUGAGCACUUGGCUGUCUUUUGUUUGUGAUGCCAAAUUACAGAUUCCAUAAAUUGGGUGGUGCAAAAGGCAAAAUUCCAUUUUUUUCCCCAUCACUUUUUGCGUUUAAAAGUGACAUUACCCCUUGAAGUUUACCUUUUGCUUUCUUUUUUCCCCUUGUCUUUUGCUAUUCUUACCCAGUAUUUUUCUUUUGCUGGACAAUACUUACUUGGCUUUAUUUUGGUGGGUUUAGUUUCUGUAAAAAGCCAUAGGAUUGUGAAAUUAUUUAGUAGAAAGUAUACAGGGGUAGAUGAACAAGAUUUAUAAUGAAAUAUAUUAUUAUUACCCGUCAACUUUACUUGGGUUUUCCAUUUUUCUCUACCCUGUUUGACUAGGAUGAGCUCAUUUGGGUACUAUUAGAAAAAUCUCUUCCCUCUGCCCAAGGUGAAAUGAUGAAUGUCCUCUCCCAGCCCUCAUGAUCAUUUGUUUUUUCCAGAUAUUGAAAGCUGCAGGCUUCAAAAAUGCAGUAACAAGAUUUCAAGUUUUAGACACAAAUAAGACCACAUGUGCCCUUUUGCAACUAGAACCACUAACUGGACUCAAACAGCAAAUCAGAGUCCAUGUGGCUGAAGGUCUCAAGUGUCCAAUACUGGGUGAUCAUAAGUUCUCUUCAGAUGCUCGUGAACCACAGGUAAACCAACUCAGGGUGUGACAGAAGUGCUAGGGACUAGUGGAGGAACCUGUCAGGCUAUUAUGUUUUAUUAUGAGUUGCCCACAGCCAAACAGCAUAUGCUGAAGUAAAUGUUAGGGAAGAAACGGAUUAGGGUGGGGAGGCCUGUACAACUGCUCCAGGCUAGUAAAUUUCAGCAUUAGUUUGUCUGAAGGGCCAGCAACUUUUUUAUCUUCAUCUCACCCUUCAACUUUAUGGGCCAUUAUGUGAGUAUCCAGAGAUUUUAUAAAGUCAUCAUUUGAUAACUGGGUAUGCCUCAGUCUUAUAGAUACGGAAUGUUUUGUUUUUAGUCAACAAAGUUACUUCUAAAAGUAAUGACACUAUUGUUCUUAUAUACUUCCCACUGACUUCAACAAAAUGUCAACUAACUGGAAAAGUCAUACUUUCUGUCUUCCAAAAAAUAAUUAAAUCAGAAUUCAAGUUUAGCUAAUUUCUUAUUCUCCUUCCCUAGGUGUUACCCUUGCGGUUACUUCAGCUUCUGCGAUUUCAAGGUGUAAAAAGCAAAAUAGAUCCCAACGCAAAGGGAAAAAUCAGACCAUGGCAAAGGGCACUGAUACCUCUUCAUUUACAUUCAAGACAACUGAUUCUACCACAGUUUGAUAAAGGAAAAGACAUUAUUAUUUCUGCACCACCUCCAGAAUAUUUUCAAGAAACACUUGAAAAAUUAAGUCUUCACCCCAAGAAGAAAAAUAUGAUUCUUUCUAGACAUGAAGCUGAAUAUUUAAGACUUAGGAGACUGGGAAAGUCAACCAAAAGACUUGUUGGAUUUUAA